Miniopterus natalensis is the source of this 1867-nucleotide messenger RNA. NCBI's taxonomy places the organism in Eukaryota, Metazoa, Chordata, Mammalia, Chiroptera, Miniopteridae. The record is from RefSeq and is a predicted model, not a curated record.
CCUAAGGGCGCGUGGCCCCUGCAGCCUUGCACUGCCAGUCUGCUUCGAGAGCGAAGUCCUCGUCCGGGGUUACACCCCGCGGCCUUGGCUCCCAAAGCUACAGGACUUUCGGGACAGAACUGGUGAGCACUUUGCGGGCCCGCUCCCCAGCUCCCGCGCUCCUGCGCUCCGAGCGGCCUGGCCCCGCAGGCUCGCCAUGUUCCCCUGCGGGCUGAGCUGCCUGUCCGCGCUGGGGGCGGCGGGCACCGCGCUCCUGUGCGCCGGCCUGCUGCUCAGCCUGGCCCAGCACCUCUGGACCCUCCGCUGGACGCUGAGCCGGGACCGGGCCUCCGCCCUGCCCCUGCCCAAGGGCUCGAUGGGCUGGCCUUUCUUCGGCGAAACGCUGCACUGGCUAGUUCAGGGCUCGCGCUUCCACAGCUCCCGCCGGGAGCGCUACGGGACGGUGUUCAAGACGCACCUGCUGGGCAGGCCGGUGAUCCGCGUGAGCGGCGCGGAGAACGUGCGCACGAUCCUGCUGGGCGAACACCGCAUUGUGCGCAGCCAGUGGCCGCAGAGCGCGCACAUCCUCCUGGGCUCGCACACGCUGCUCGGCGCGGACGGCGAGCCCCACCGGCAGCGGCGCAAGGUGCUGGCCCGAGUGUUCAGCCGCGCGGCGCUGGAGCGCUAUGUGCCCCGCCUGCAGGGGGCGCUGCGGCGCGAGGUGCGCUCCUGGUGCGUGGCCCGCGGGCCGGUGGCCGUCUACGAGGCCGCCAAAGCCUUAACCUUCCGCAUGGCCGCGCGCAUUCUCCUGGGGCUACGGCUGGACGAGGCGCAAUGCGCCGAGCUGGCCCGGACCUUCGAGCAGUUUGUGGAGAACCUCUUCUCUCUGCCUUUGGACGUGCCCUUCAGCGGCCUGCGCAAGGGCAUCCGGGCAAGGGACCAGCUGCAUCGGCACCUGGAGGAGGCCAUUGCAGAGAAACUUCAUGAAGACAUGGCUGGGGAGCCAGGCGAUGCCCUGGCCAUGAUUAUCCACAGCACUAGGGAGCUGGGCCAUGAGCUCUCAGUGCAGGAGCUGAAGGAGUCGGCGGUGGAGCUUCUCUUCGCCGCCUUCUUCACCACCGCCAGCGCCAGCACAUCCCUCGUCCUGCUGCUCCUGCAGCACCCGGCGGCCAUCGCCAAGAUCCGGCAGGAGCUGGCGGCGCAGGGGCUGGGGCGCGCAAUGGAAUUCUGCCCUGGAGGAGCUAAUGGUGGAGAGAAAGGCGGCCAGGGCCGACAGACAGCUUCCUCUCAAAUGUGGUGUGAGGAAGAGAGUGAUCUCCAGACCUGGAUGACAUCAAAACAUUUUGGAGGGUUGGGAUCUGAGCUGGAAGAGUACAAGGGCUACCAGGUCCCCAAGGGCUGGAGCGUGAUGUACAGCAUCCGGGACACGCACGAGACGGCGGCGCUGGACCGCAGCCCGCCCGAGCGCUUCGACCCCGANCGCUUCCACUACAUCCCGUUCGGCGGCGGCGCGCGCAGCUGCCUCGGCCGGGAGCUGGCGCAGGCGGUGCUGCAGCUGCUCGCGGUGGAGCUGGUGCGCACGGCGCGCUGGGAACUGGCCACGCCCGCCUUCCCCGCCAUGCAGACGGUGCCCAUCGUGCACCCGGUGGACGGGCUGCGGCUCUUUUUCCGCCCGCUCUCGCCUUCGGCAGCGCGAGAUGGGCUACGCCUCUGAACAGCUGCGCCGAGAGACAGGGCUUGGUCAGUGGCACUGGCCCAAUCGCAGCGCCACCCGCCUGCGCUUCCCUGGUGCCGGGUCACGCUCGCUUACGCAUUCAACAAACGGUCCACGAACGAGUCUCCGGGCGGGACUCUGAGGGUGGGGGAAUGCGAGCCACAGCCACAGCGC